AUGCAUGAAGGAGGAUUACACCAGUUUCGCUUGUCGGAAAGGACUGUGAUUGUGAUUAAAAGAAUCGUGAAACCGGCAAGAAGUUGCUCUGCAGAUGUUUUGGUGAUCCGCGAUCCGUUUGAAGAAGAGGACGCGUCUCGAGCACGCUGCUCCAGAAGUAAUCAAGUGAUACACUUCAACCAGCGUCCACCACAGUACAUCAACACCGGCAAUCCACUACAUUUUGGCGGACUGCUAGAUUUGCCAAGGCAUCUUCGUGUUCCGUAUCCGGAAUCAGCAUAUCGGGCAUGUGCUGCAGCAAACAAGAAUCUGGCGAAUUCUCGUGCCGGUCAGCCUGUACCCGGUUUCAUGCCUCUGCAUCCUGGAGCUCCAGGACCACGGCCAGGCCCCAUGUUUGCUCCAAAUGCUAUGCAAAUGGAGAAUUCAAGGGCAUUUGCGAACCAGCAACAGCAGCAACAACCGCAGCAGCAGCAACAGCAUCCUGGAGGUUGCACACCGCCACAAAUGAUGCCUGCCCCAGCCGGUUAUGGAAAUUCAUGUUAUCCACAGCCGUCGGGACCUCAGAUGAUGGUACCACCAGGUAUUUUUCAGUCCAAAGCUAACAAAGCAAGUGCUGCAGCCGUGUCAUCUCUGAGCAACGAUGAACAGCAACAGCAGCAGCUGCUAAUGGCACGGCGCAAGCAGCAACCACUGAUGACAGCGGGGCAAACGCAUCCUGGGCUACCACCCGGUAUGCUACCCGCACAGGAUUUCUACAUGCCGCAGGGUAUGUGUGCUGCUGGUACCAUGCCACCACCUUCUGCAAUGCAACCACGGCAACAACAUCCAUUCGCGCCAAUGGUCAAUAAUGUUGCCGCAAUGAACGCUGGAACGAUGGCGCAAUUUGAUGCUUUUGAUGGUACGCUGUAA
Messenger RNA from Gongylonema pulchrum, 909 nucleotides. The record is from the annotation of a GenBank genome assembly. Lineage: Eukaryota; Metazoa; Nematoda; Chromadorea; Rhabditida; Gongylonematidae.